Molecule: messenger RNA, 1007 nt
Organism: Hordeum vulgare subsp. vulgare (domesticated barley)
Lineage: Eukaryota; Viridiplantae; Streptophyta; Magnoliopsida; Poales; Poaceae
Exons: 3
Coding region: 60-551 (163 amino acids)
Source: RefSeq, a predicted model, not a curated record
CCGGCAUCAUGUGAGCCACGGAUGGCCCUGGUGGUAGGGACAAGCCACGAAGAGAACUGAUGCACCCGACGAAACCAGCUGGCGUGACGCCGAGGUCGGCACCGCCGGGCGCCGGAGAGUGGCGGCCGUCCGGCGUCGUCAGGCUGCUGCAGGCACCGGCGGUGGUGGCGCUGGCCGCGGUGCUCGCCGUGGCGUCGCCGGCGCAAGCUCGGCCAGCUGGUGCACCCCCUCCGACCCCUCCGACCCAGCAGAAGGCGGCGGAGACAACGCCCGAGGACACCAUGUGCAACGUACCGCGGACGCUGUCCGGGGAGGAUGGCAAGGCGGCGGAGCGGAUCAAGCACCCGAGGUCGCGCGAGGCGGCGCGGUGCACCUCCAAGUGCGUCAGCACCUGCGUCCUCGGCGGCGCCGGCGCACCCGGCGUCGGCGGCCCCUUCAACGUCAGAAGACCCCUCGUGGUGUUCAAGGAAGGUUUCCGCAGUCGACAGUACUGCUUGGUGGAGUGCUCCGACGUCUGCAACCUAAUCAAGGACGGAGAAGACGGGCAAUGAAUAUGAUCCAUGACAUCUUCACCAGGCAUGUAUUAGUAGCUCAAAAAAAGAUCAAGACAUCCAACUAUUCCUCGUCCCCACCACACGCCACCUUACCAUAUACUCCAUGAUCGCUAGGAUAUGAAUCGCAGUAACUCUUGCGGGAAUAGUGGUGUUGCACGUUUUCUACACUGCAAUGUUGGGAAUAGCAAUGUGCAAUUUCAGGUGUCUCCGAGGCUUAGAGAAAUAGUGAAAUUUUGGACGCAUCGCUGGGUGUCUAAGGUCUUGGAUCCUGGGUGCCGGUUACCCAGGUGGUUGAAAUUUUAGCAUUUUAACUGUGUUAUAUUCUUUUCUGAUUGUGGAUGUUGAUCAUAUAUGUUUCGAAAUGUGUACGGCCCCGUAAGAAAAAUGUGUGCGCGUUGGUUUUAUAUUGUAUAACAUACUAAUAAGAUAAUACAAGGUCUACUUUGUGAGCAA